UUAUUUCAGUGUGUUCCCAAAAAAAAAAAACGCUUUAAUGAUGAUCGUGUUGAAAAGCGAAUGAGCAGUGACUUGGCAUAAUCAGUUAUAGUGUCUACGUCGUCAUUAACAUAUUCAUAACAGAUUUUCCCGUUCAUUAUAAGUCAUGAACGUAAUGUGCUUAAACAGUAAAAGUUGUCGAAUUUUCAAGAGUAUAAGUCACUGUAGGCAACAAUUUCGAAGAAUUAUUAGUAGAAAUAUAAGUGAAAAUAAUUUUAUCUAUGGAUCGCAUGUUUUGGAAGCGAAAAACAAUGGAAUGCCUAUUGUUGCAUUGGAAUCGACGAUUAUUACGCAUGGCAUGCCCUAUCCUCAGAAUUUGGAAACCGCAUUGCAAGUUGAAUCCGCCGUGAGAGAAAAUGGCGCGAUUCCAGCAACGAUAGCAAUUUUAGAUGGUAAAGUGCACAUUGGAGUUAAUAAAAAAGAAAUAGAGCAAUUAUCAAAGACACAACGUGAAAAAGUAAUAAAGUGCUCACGACGAGAUUUAUCGUAUGUAAUUUCUCAAAAAUUGAAUGGCAGCACCACAGUAUGCGGUACAAUGUUAUUAGCAAAUUUGGCUGGAAUAGAAAUUAUGGCCACUGGAGGAAUUGGUGGUGUUCAUCGUGGCGCUGAAUUAAAUUUCGAUGUCAGUGCUGAUUUAACAGAACUUGGCCGUACUCCUGUUACCGUUGUUUGUGCAGGAGUCAAAGCUAUUCUCGAUAUACCGAAAACAUUAGAAUAUUUGGAAACAAAAGGCGUGCCUGUCAUAACAAUUGGCGAAAGUAAUAAUUUCCCGGCAUUUUACAGUCGUGAGACUUUUGAUAAAAUAAAAGCGCCUAUGAAAUUAUCAAAUGCAAUGGAAGCUGCAUCUUUAAUUAGAACUCAAAGAGCAUUAAAUAUUAAUUCUGGGUUGUUGUUCGCUGUUCCUAUUCCAGAAAGUCAUGCACUCGAUCCUAAUGAGAUUGAAAUUAAUAUACAAAAAGCUCUAUUAAAAGCAAAUGAAAAUAAUAUUACUGGAAAAGAAAUUACUCCAUUUCUUUUGCAAGAACUUGCUGAACUCACAGUUGGACAAUCAGUGCAAUCUAAUAUCGCUUUAAUUACAAACAAUGCAAAAGUUGCUGCGGAAAUAGCAAGAAAUCUUAAUUCUAAAACUGAAAAUGAUGUUGAAGAAACUUCUGGUUCGAAAGGAAGACCUGUGGUUAUUGGUGGAGCUGUUUUCGACACGAUUUUGCAGGUGAAGGAACUUCAGAUAACGUUUAAUGGAAGUACCCACAAAGGUAAAAGCCGAGAAGCUUGCGGUGGGGUUGGUCGAAAUGUGGCUUCUGCCUUGGUGCAUCUUGGUUUAUUUAACACUAAACUUAUAUCAGUCAUUGGAAAUGAUGAGGCUGGCAAGGCAAUUAUUAAAAGUCUCAAAGAAGCUGGUGAUUCUUUGCAAAUUUUAUCUAAUAAAUCUACUGCGAGGUACAGUGCCAUUCUGGAUAAUAAGGGCGAGUGCUGCUUUGGAAUCGGCGAAAUGGAUGCUUUUUCGGAAAUUAAUGUUCCUUUGGUGAAAAAGAAUUAUUCUGUGCUUGAGAAAGCGGAUCUUAUCGUUCUUGAUGGAAAUCCUCCUAUUGAAACUAUGAGCGCUAUUUUGGAUAUCGCCAAAACUCUGAGGAAACCAGUCUGGUACGAACCCACAGACUUUCAAAAAGCGAUAAAAAUAUUUCAAGCCGGAUCUCAAUGGGAAAAAACUUUACAUUUUAUUUCUCCAAAUAGAAAUGAACUUUUAGCGAUAGCGAAAUAUUUUGGAAUUCCAAUUCCAAACGAUGAAUUUAAGACAUAUGAGGCAGUAAAACAUGUGGCAGAAAAUUUAGCGAAAAUUGUUCCAGUUGUAAUCACUACUUUAGGAUCACUUGGAGUUAUGGUCAGUCGAAAAGCUGCAGGAAAUCGUGCAUUUUAUGAUGAAAGGGGCGAAUUAAUUUAUGAUGAGGAUAUUCAGUCUCGUUUAUAUAAACCUCAUUUACAAUUGGAUAAUAUUCCCGAAGUUCAUCAAAGUAGUGUCAGUGGUUGUGGAGAUUGUCUCGCCGCUGGAAUAAUUGUGGGAAUUUUGAAUAAAUUCAGUGAAGCCGAGUGUAUUUCACUGGGGCUUAAAGCGGCAGCAAUUUCGCUCAGAUCUUUUGAAGCAGUUCCGCAACAACUUUCGACAUUGCAGAUCGAAGAGAAAUGAUUAUAAUCUUAAUCUGGCGCAUAAUUUUAGUUUGCGACUUUUUAAUCUACACUGUGUAAAAUUGCAGUGAUUCUUUGAAUCUAUUUUUUAUAUUUUUUAAUUUUUCUCUAUUUUUUAUCUAUUUUUUUUAAUUUUUCAUCAAUUUUUUAAUUUUUUAUCAAUUUUUUUAUUUUGAUCUAUUUUUUAAUUUUGUUGUUUUUUA
Molecule: messenger RNA, 2423 nt
Organism: Leptopilina heterotoma
Lineage: Eukaryota; Metazoa; Arthropoda; Insecta; Hymenoptera; Figitidae
Product: pseudouridine-metabolizing bifunctional protein C1861.05
Exons: 10
Coding region: 146-2221 (691 amino acids)
Molecular function (GO): pseudouridylate synthase activity
Source: RefSeq, a predicted model, not a curated record